GCCAAGCAGAAUCGCGCGCGGAGAAGCGGCCGGAAGGGAGAACGCUGAGGGGGAAAAGGGAUAGGGGAUAGGGAUCUUACAAGCUGAACGGUUCGUUGUUAAAAUGCCUGGCAGAGGAGUAGCGGGAACGGACGAGAGGGGGGAGAAGAUGAGGCAGCAUUUGACAGUUAAAUCUUCAUCUACAAACUCUUCAAAGAAGAUGGUCCAAGCCCGACUGCCUUUCAAACGUCUGAAUCCUGUGCCCAAAGAAGAAAUCUCACAGGAGAAAAAACAGAAAGUGUCCCAUAAUAUGCCCUCUCUUGAUAUUUCUCUUGAGGAUAUGGAGAAUGGCUCUGAAAUUACAGAGUUUGGUGCUCUCCCAAAAGCUGUAAAUGGUGUGGGGCCUUUGGACAAUUACAUCAGAAGAACAAAAAAAACUUGCCUUGUGACUCCUAGUAUCACUAUUGACUUAACAGAAGAUUCAGUAGGUGGCAUUUUAGAUGAGAACCCAUCAAAUGGAAUUGUUCAGUCUAUACCAACAACGGGAAAUGUUCCAGUUUGUGGCACACAUAAUUCUGUAGCCUCUGCGCACAACUUCAAAGCUCAUGACACUUUAAGCAUAAAUAGUCCUGAACAUAGUUGCACAGUGUCUGAGUCGAAGAUAACUGAUGAUCAGGGCUUAUCCUCUCACUCUAUGGAGGUUCCUUCAGGGACAGCACUUGAAAAUACUACUUUAUUAACUUCUCCAGUAAAAACGAUUAUUGAUGAUCAAGACAUCUCAGCAGAAGAUAGUCCUGCUGGGUUUUCUUCCACAAGCUCUCCAGUUUCAACCAGUUCCCCUGAAGUAUCUUUUGGUAAUCGAAAAGAUGAAAGCAAUUGUGUGUCACCAACAUGUCUUAAUAAGAGCAAAGAACAGCAGGAAAGGAAACAAAAGCUGCAGGCUGAAAAAGAACAACAAAUCAGAGUUAAAGAGGAGGUAAAGCUUGCUAAGGAGAAAGCUAAGGAGGAAGCCAAGAAAAAGAAGGAAGAGGAGAAGGAGUUGAAAGCAAAAGAGCGUAAAGAGAAAAAAGAAAAGGAAAACCAGGAAAAAGCUGAAAAACUUCGCUUAAAAGAGGAAAAGAAAAAGGAGAAGCUUGAGGAUGCGGUGGACAGACGUCUGGAUUCACUUUCCAAGUCCAUCUUCUCCCUGGCAGGCGCUUCCCUGCGACCGGCCUUUGCGUCGGCUUGGGUCGCCAGAGUUCUUACGGCGUGGUUGCAGCACCACCACCAGGAUCUGUCAGAGCAGGACGUCCCUGCAGACACUCUGGAUUUUAUCCUCCAAAUGUCUCAGGCUUCUAAAUAUCUCUGUGAGGCUUCGAUGGAAAUCGGCUCCCUCUUUGCCCGUAUUUCGGCCCUCUCAGUCAUUCAGCACAGGGAGGUCUGGCUGAAGGUGUGGGAUGCUGAUGCUUCAUCCAAGCGUUCCCUCGCUAACCUUCCCUUUGAAGGAUCCAGGCUCUUUGGGGCCCAAUUGGAUGAGUUCAUUUCUGCCGCAACGGGGGGCAAGAGUACUCAUCUGCCUCAACCCAGGACCAAGCGCCCUUUUCGAUCUCGGGCUUCAGGUUCCCGGGUCCAGUCCUUUCGUCGCUUCUCCACUGCCAGGACGUCGUCGUCCUCGUCAGCUGGGGGAUCCCAGGACUCCCGCAAAAAGCCUUUCUUCAAGCCCCAGCCUUCUUGGCGGCCACUGGCGCAGUCAGCCCGUCCUCCUGCUCCCAAGCAGCCCUCCGCAUGA
Molecule: messenger RNA, 1747 nt
Organism: Bufo bufo (common toad)
Lineage: Eukaryota; Metazoa; Chordata; Amphibia; Anura; Bufonidae
Product: chromatin assembly factor 1 subunit A-B-like
Exons: 5
Coding region: 104-1747 (547 amino acids)
Source: RefSeq, a predicted model, not a curated record